AUAACCUUUCAUCCUUCGUCUCAAGGCCAGGCGAACAUAUUUUAAAUAUUUCUAUGUUCACUUUCACAUUAUUUCAGCAACCAAAAUGCAUUUGUAAAAAAUGUUAAGUAAAAUGUGAGGCGCCACAAAAAAAACUUCUACCGUUAUUAAAAUGGUGAUUAAUGUUGAUGCUUUUAAUUUGAAAUGUAACCGAAAGGUCUUUGUUAAAUGGAUCCGCGUUUAGUUGAAACAGCACUUUGAACACUUUUUAAAAAUGUAAAUGCAUUAAAAAAAAUACUGUAGACUGUUUAUAUAAAUUAUUGUCACGGACGCCGCCAUGUUGUUUACGCUGCAAUGCAUUCUGGGUGUAGGACGUAUGCUAGGUGUUGCGCAGCUAGCUGUUGAGCCCGGGAGCUAACAUAAAAUAAAACUGAUAAAGGAGGCGAUAUGGAUGAAGAUGCGGGGAAAAAAUCACAAAAUCUGUAGUUUUUUAGCUCCGCCCCCUGCAGGUGUCUUCUCUCCCUGUGGUCCCAGCCUCAGUCUCACCUUUCGGCCUGCAGCCAUGCUGGAUGAGGCAGUCGGACUCGGCGCUGUGACCGUACUGGGAGUUCUGGAGCAAGCUUAUUUUUCCCUGCAGGUCAUUUAUGCCAGGAGGAAGUAUUCGGUGUCUCCGCCCUGCAUCAGCGGGCCGCCGGAGUUCGAGCGAAUCUUCAGAGCCCAAGCAAAUUGUUCAGAGUACUUUCCCAUCUUCAUCACCAUCCUGUGGAUGGCCGGAGUCUUCUUCAGCCAAGGCCUGUCCAGCCUCUGUGGUCUGCUCUACCUUUAUGGACGGCUGUGUUACUUCUGGGGUUACGCCGAGUCGGCUCAGGGACGUUUGGCUCCGCUCUACUUCAGCGCUCAGGUUCUGUGGGUUCUGAUCGGGUUCUCGGCCGUCGGCGUCUUCCUGUCGUUCUGCCGGGUUUACCUGGAGUUGGAUCUGCUGCAGGCUCUUGGCCACGCCCUGUUCUGACCCGGAGAGAACGAGGUUCUGCUGUGUGUUUCUGUUCUGGUUCGGAAAGCGUUUCCCAACUGCUGUGAAAAUGAAAACGGGUCAUUAAACAGAACCGCGCUGUUUCUUCAUUCA
Molecule: messenger RNA, 1102 nt
Organism: Xiphophorus couchianus (Monterrey platyfish)
Lineage: Eukaryota; Metazoa; Chordata; Actinopteri; Cyprinodontiformes; Poeciliidae
Gene: ltc4s
Product: leukotriene C4 synthase
Exons: 6
Coding region: 431-988 (185 amino acids)
Biological process (GO): leukotriene biosynthetic process
Cellular component (GO): endoplasmic reticulum; nuclear envelope; membrane
Molecular function (GO): leukotriene-C4 synthase activity; glutathione transferase activity; glutathione peroxidase activity
Source: RefSeq, a predicted model, not a curated record